Balaenoptera ricei (Rice's whale) is the source of this 847-nucleotide messenger RNA. It is a transcript of the gene ATP6V1G2, whose product is annotated as ATPase H+ transporting V1 subunit G2. Gene Ontology annotation, biological process: proton transmembrane transport. NCBI's taxonomy places the organism in Eukaryota, Metazoa, Chordata, Mammalia, Artiodactyla, Balaenopteridae. Bases 88 to 444 code for a protein of 118 amino acids. The record is from RefSeq and is a predicted model, not a curated record. Gene Ontology annotation, cellular component: vacuolar proton-transporting V-type ATPase complex. Gene Ontology annotation, molecular function: proton-transporting ATPase activity, rotational mechanism. The transcript is spliced from 3 exons.
GGAGUAGGCGGUGUGGGGGGAGGGGAAAAGUGGGAGCCAUCUGGUACCUUGGUAGCUUCCGAAACGGCAUCGGCCAUAACGACAGAAAUGGCCAGUCAAUCCCAGGGUAUCCAGCAGCUCCUGCAAGCCGAGAAGCGGGCGGCUGAGAAGGUGGCAGAUGCCAGAAAGAGGAAGGCCCGGCGUCUGAAACAGGCAAAGGAGGAGGCACAGAUGGAAGUGGAGCAAUACCGCAGAGAGAGAGAGCAGGAAUUCCAGAGCAAGCAGCAGGCAGCCAUGGGCUCCCAAGGGAAUCUGUCAGCUGAGGUGGAGCAGGCUACAAGGCGCCAGGUGCAGGGCAUGCAGAGCUCCCAGCAGAGAAGCCGCGAACGUGUCCUGGCCCAGCUUCUUGGCAUGGUCUGUGACGUCAGGCCCCAGGUCCACCCCAACUACCGGAUUGCUGCCUAGGACCCACCCUAGGGCCUGACUCCUCCUGCCAGUUCCCUCCUGCAAAGAAAUCCCCAAGUGAAAAUCAACUCCCACCAUAAUCCUUUCUCUCCCUUGCAUUCCCUAAAAAUUCUAGGAAGCAGGAUCCAAUAUCCUGCUCAGACCUGCUCAGACCUGAAUCUCCUUAUUGUUCUUUCACUGGGAGCUUGGAAACUGCCAAGUCACCCUCACCCAGCCCCUCUGUGAAAUUUGUAGCAUGGAGAAGUAGGGAUGCGGAAAACACUCUGACUUCAGAGCCUGGCAGGCUCGGGUCCCUCUUCUGACCCUGCCACUUGCUGGCUGGGCAACAAGAACAAGCUACUUAAACUGUAACCCCAGUGUCCGUCACAAGGUUGGAAUAAUAAUAAUAAUGCAAUAAUGCCUA